Molecule: messenger RNA, 3092 nt
Organism: Anastrepha obliqua
Lineage: Eukaryota; Metazoa; Arthropoda; Insecta; Diptera; Tephritidae
Exons: 3
Coding region: 1-627 (208 amino acids)
Source: RefSeq, a predicted model, not a curated record
AUGUAUACAGCAUAUGCAACAAUUAUUAAAUUACAAUAUUUACAACAACCUCUCAUUCAUACAAUAAUCGGCAACAGUGAGGAAACAAAACACAAAAAACCGAAAGGCAAUCAAGUAAUCGACAACACAUUCACCAUUCGAUUGCAUAUAUUUAUACGAGUAGUUCGCAAUUCACCACGAUCGUCACCUUCACCUCAGCAAUAUCGUAUUUGUUUACAUAUCCAAAUCGAUGAUCAAGUAAAUCGUAUAAUUUCGAAAGUAUUGCGUACCUUGGGGCCCACUAUUUUGCGUACCGCCGUACAAGGCAAUACUGCGAACCGCGCCCGCGCCAAUUUCGAUGCCGAUUUCGACGACGAUGACAGUAGUAGCAGCAGUAGCAGUAGCAGCAGCAGCAGCAGCAGUGGUUCGACUAGCAUUAGUUCCAGCAGCGGAAGCGGUACGCGCGUAUCCAUUGAGUUGCCAACAUUCGCACCUGAUGAUGACGAAGAAAAUGAGGUGGUCAGUGCUACUAGUGCAAAUAGCAUAGAAUCAACGACUUACAGAGCGAAAUGUGAGUGCGAGAGGAUAUUAAGUAUUGCAUGUCCGAUAUACUCAUUUGUAGAAGAAGAGCGAGGGCGCUUGCUUUGAAGUGCAUUAAAAGCUUAGUUGUCAAUUUGACGUUUGUAAUGACGGUGAAAUUGACAACUGCGCAUUUUAGUGCAAUAUUCUAUUCUGUUUUUAUUUGCCUGAUAGAUUGGCUUAUUAAUAAAUUCCCUUAUUUAAAAUUACAUUUUUUUAAUUGUUAACAGAAAUACAAAAAUUGUUAAAUUCAAAUGUUAACAAAAAAUUGGCAACAACCUACAACCAAUUGGCAACAUAGCAGUAAUAUACCGGAAAUUUUUUAAUUAAAUUUAUGCGCAUAAGCAAACAGCGACCACAAAUAACAACACAACAAGAAACAGAAACAUAUAAACAACACAGCAAAUUGCAAGCGGUCGAUGCUACAACAAACGCAACAACUGUCAGUCGGAACACUGAAAAAAAUUACUAAAUAAUUGUACUUAAAAAGUGUGAAGAAUAAAAUCUACUUACUCUUAAAACUUCAUAAACUUCUAUUUUACUGUUUCACUUGUCUUUAAUUUUCACUCUUACAUUUGUAUGUUUGUCGUUCUCACCACUCACGUUCACUAACUUUUAAUUAAACGCAUUCCAAUGUCUGCAAAUGUGUCUUCAUAUUUCAAGUCUGCGCUACAAAUAUUCAUUUGUCAAUACAGCAAGUCGUGCAUUAAUGUCGUUCAUUAUUUGAAAAGUCAUAUUUAGAAACGCAACACUGUUAACUUUCUGUUCACACUCACGCAUAUGCUCUCUUGCUUCGCUCCAUCUGUUUCUCUUUCACACUCACUGGUUCUCACAAGCGUUUAAAUCUCAUGGGCAUACCCUGAAGAACAAACAUAGAAAAAAAAGAAAUAAAAAUAAUAGAAACGCUUAGCACAGUGGGCUCUGUAUAAUGAUCUAAUUAAAAAUUUUCACUUAUAAGCGAAUGAAAAAUAUGUUCGCCAAUACGUGUAGCUCAUAAAGCUCACCUGAAAUUGUAUGUACUUAUAUAUCAUGCAGAGCUUUUUUAAUUCCAAUGUGUAGUGUGUAAUGAUUUUUAAUAUAUUUCGAUUUACCACUUACAUGCUUAUUUGGAAUACUUUUUAUAGUUAUAUUAUUUAGUUUACAUAAUCGUUCACAAGCAAUUUUAAUUACAGUAGCUUAUGAAUGUAAAGCACAUAGAACAUUUAUCUGAGGAAUGCCUUUUCUCAGCAAACGUUACUGUGUAUGUGCUGCUAAUUUUUAUAAUAGUUUUUUUUUUCUUUAACAUUAAAACAGCUUUCACUCGUCACCUACUGUCAUAUAUUAGUGGCAUACAAACGUUUUUCCUGCAUUAUAUGUAUGUAGUAAGCAUUUAAGCAAAGAAUUUUUUUUAAAUUAAUUGGCUUUGAACGAAAUUUCAUAAUUCUCAUGCUUUUUGUUUUUUCUCUUUUUCUUUCUCUUUAUUUUCAUAUAUAUACAUACCAUGAUUCGAACUGUGAAAUAAUCCACCAACCACCCACCCACCCACCUACACACAAAUAAAAAAUAUUCGAAUUAAAAAUUACAAAAAAAAAAAAAAAUUAUAUAAAUUUAUACUAAAACUGCAAACGAAAUUGUGCAUUUAAAUUUGGAACUCAAAAUUCAAAUUCAUCAAACGAAAAAAAUUACACAAACUAUAAAUUUCCAAAUUAAAUAUUAAAAAUUAUUUUUCUACACUGAAACUAAAUUCAUAUUGCACGUGCAUCUAUUACAACUUUUGCAACCCUCUUUUUAUCACUGUAAAUACUGUAAACACACAUACAAUACAUUAUAUUUGUCCUGCUCGCAUAUGCACCUAUUUUAUUUACAUUGCACUUUGCCUUGCUUGCGUUAUACUAUCAUAUCCUUUUACAUUAACUUGUUGAACACAAACACUCCCUCUUUCUCUCUCUCUUCACUCUUCCUCUCUCUUUGUAAAUAAAUCUUAUCUUUGGCACACAUCUAAUUCUAUACAUGUACCACACCCGAUAAACACACCAUACACACAUACCACCUACUCUCUUUGUGGCUCUCUUUCAAAUUGCUCCCUGUCACACUCCUAUUGCUUUUCCCUUGCAAAAAAAAAAAACAAAAACAAACAAUUCACACUUCAAUAAAUAUACGUACACCCAAAAACACCAACAAAAAAUAAUUAUGAACCAUAUAAAUAUUAAACCGAACUAAAAUGAAAUGAAUUUCCAACAAAUCAUAUUUGGAAAAUGGUCAAUUCGAUGAUCCCUUAACGCUAACUUUUGUCACAUGCAAUCAAAACAAAAAAUACCAUCAAAACAUGUAAUAAAAACAACAAAAUUUGGGUUGGCUGGUAUAACAUUGAAAAUAAAUAAUAACAAAUAAAAAUUUACAAACAAUACAUCAAUUGAAUUCGAUUUGACACACGGUGUUGUGGUGUCGGUUAUAAUUCUUGCGCGAAAACCAGAAUGGUGCAACAGACACACAAAUCGAUUUAUCAGCCAUAAACAAACAACUCGAGGAGACAAUACGUGUGGCGCGUCAAGUGA